Messenger RNA from Odobenus rosmarus divergens (Pacific walrus), 988 nucleotides. It is a transcript of the gene RIT1, whose product is annotated as Ras-like without CAAX 1. Gene Ontology annotation, cellular component: plasma membrane. The coding region runs from base 72 to 731 and encodes 219 amino acids. NCBI's taxonomy places the organism in Eukaryota, Metazoa, Chordata, Mammalia, Carnivora, Odobenidae. Gene Ontology annotation, biological process: Ras protein signal transduction. The transcript is spliced from 7 exons. Gene Ontology annotation, molecular function: GTPase activity; GDP binding; calmodulin binding. The record is from RefSeq and is a predicted model, not a curated record.
ACAGCACUUGGGAACGCUGUGCGGUGUCGCCGGCCGGACCGCCCGGGGAAAGGUGCGCGUCCCGAGGGACCAUGGAGCCGGGGCCGCGCCCCGCCGGCAGCAGCUGCGGCAGCCCCGCCGGCCUCUCCCGGGAGUACAAGCUGGUGAUGCUGGGCGCCGGCGGCGUGGGGAAAAGCGCCAUGACCAUGCAGUUCAUCAGCCACCGAUUUCCAGAAGAUCACGACCCCACCAUUGAAGAUGCUUAUAAAAUCCGGAUCCGUAUUGAUGAUGAACCUGCCAACCUGGACAUUUUGGAUACGGCUGGACAGGCAGAGUUUACAGCCAUGCGGGAUCAGUAUAUGAGGGCAGGAGAAGGGUUUAUCAUCUGUUACUCUAUCACCGAUCGUCGAAGUUUCCAUGAAGUUCGGGAAUUUAAGCAGCUUAUUUACAGAGUUCGACGCACUGAUGAUACACCUGUGGUUCUGGUGGGAAACAAGUCUGACCUAAAGCAGCUAAGACAGGUCACCAAGGAAGAAGGACUGGCUUUGGCGCGAGAAUUCAGCUGUCCCUUUUUUGAGACGUCUGCUGCAUACCGCUACUACAUUGAUGAUGUGUUCCAUGCCCUUGUACGGGAGAUACGUAGGAAAGAGAAGGAGGCAGUGCUGGCCAUGGAGAAAAAGUCUAAACCCAAAACCAGUGUAUGGAAGCGGCUGAAAUCACCAUUCCGGAAGAAGAAGGACUCCGUAACUUGAAGGGAGGAUGUGCGUGUUCGCCUGUGAACCUCAGGGUUUACUCCGAGCAACCCAGUGGCCUGCACGAGUGAGCGUGGCGCUUGCUCCUUCUCCUGUCGUGACCGUUCCUCUAAAUGUAACUGAUGAAGGGGGUAUGCCUAGUGGGAGUCUUCAGUGACGUGGUGUUUAGAAUACUGUCUUUUUAGCUAAUUCUGAUUUAUUAACCCAGUGGAGCACUGUCUACUUGUAAAUUGUCACAUUAGAAUUUGAUCUACCAA